AUGCUCGACUUGCUGGUGCUGAAGAUUGAAGAUCCAGGUUGCUUUUGGGUUAUUAUAAAGGGAUGUAGUCCCUUUUUAGAUCAUGAAGUUGACUACAAAAAACUAAAUAGUGCCAUGAACAAGUUCUAUAAUGGCAUGUGUCAAGACACAGAAGUAAAGCCACUGGUGUUGGAAGAAGGUCAGGUCUGUGUGGUUUAUUGUCAGGAACUAAAAUGCUGGUGCAGGGCUAUUAUUAAGUCAAUUGUGUCAUCAGCUGAUCAUUAUCAGGCAGAGUGCUUCCUGGUGGAUUUUGCCAAGUACAUUCCAGUAAAAUUGAAAAACAUCCGAGUUGCAAUGGAAAGUUUUUUGCAGCUUCCCUACAGAGCAAAGAAAUUCAGAUUAUAUUGCACAAAGCCUGUUACCUUACAUAUUGACUUUUGUGAAGACAGUGCUGGAAUUGUACCCUCCAGGAAGUGGGAUAGUGCUGCCAUUCAGUAUUUCCAGAGUGUUAUCAAAGAAACUACCCAGGUGGAAGCCAAAUUAUGUGCUGUGGAAGAAGAUACUUUUGAGGUUUAUCUUUAUGUAACUAUGAAAAAUGAAAAGGUAUGUGUUAAUGACAACCUGGUUGCAAAGAAUUUUGCUUAUUACGUAUCACCCAUGGAAAAUAAAAAAAGCCUUGAUUGUUUGGAGAAACCAAGAAUGAAUAUAAACUCAGCAUCAUUUUCCAGUAAACUCAACCCAGCACUUACUCUCUGGCCAAUGUUUUUGCAAAGAACAAAUUGUCAAGAAAUGAAAAGUGAGUUAACUUUUCUGGCACAGUCUCUCCCACGUUCAUGGCUCAAUAAUGUGAACAAAGGACCCACUGUCACAGUCCCGGAUCAGACUCUGAAAAACAAUACAGAUUCAUUGAGAAAUUUACCUAAAAAGACACUUGACGAGGAACAACAAUGCAUUCCUUUGGAAGAUGUAAACAAGUGUGUUGAAUCUUCAGUGAACUGGCCAACAAAGAGAGGCAUAACCAUUUAUGCUGAGCCGGAUUUAUCAGCCCCAAGUACAUCAUGUCAGAAGCCAAAUGAGAAAUCCUUCAGAUUGGCUGAGAAGAAAGAAUACAAUGAGAAGAAUGGCUGUGUGAAAUUAUUGCAGUUUUUGAAUCCUGAUCCUUUGAAAGCUGGUGGAAUCUCUGAUUUGCAGCAGUUGCAGAAGUUGAAAUCAGGCAUGCAGCAGUCCUUGGUGGUACUCCGAAAUAAGGUGGAGCCUUGCUUAUCCAAUGACGUGUUGCCGCUUUCUCCACACCUGAAAAAGAUCCUCCAGAGAAAUAAGUUUCCAGGACCGAGCCACACAGAGUCUUAUGCUUGGCCUCCCAUAGCCCGUGGCUGCGAUGUGGUGGUCAUCUCUCAAUGUGGAAAGGACCCUUUGCUCUACUUACUGCCAGUGCUCUCAAUUCUGCAAACAGAGGGCUGCUAUAAGUCAUUAGAAAGUAGAAACGGACCUCUGGCAGUCAUCGUUUGCCCUGGGUGGAAGAAGGCCCAGUUUAUUUUUGAAUUAUUGGGAGACUACAUUGCAUCCUCUAGGCCUCUUCACCCCAUGUUACUAACAAUUGGACUCAACAAAGAUGAAGCCAAAAACAUGAAGCUCCCAAGAGGGUGUGACAUGAUUGUUACAACACCACAUAGCCUCCAGAGAUUGCUCAAAUAUCAAAGCUUGUUAUUUCUUAGACUCUGUCACCUGAUUUUGGAUGAGGCAGACAUAUUAUUUGUUGAAGCUAAUGAACAAAUGCUUGCUAUACUAGAUAAUUUUAAAAAAUAUACUGAAGAAAGGGAGUCCGCCCCACGUCAGAUUGUCGCUGUGGGAGUUCACUGGAACAAGCACAUAGAACAUUUAACCAAGGAGUUCAUGAGUGACCCCUAUGUUGUCAUUACAACCUUGAAGGAGGCGGCUCUUUAUGGCAGCGUCCAGCAGAUAGUGCAUCUUUGCCUAGAAAGUGAAAAGACUUCUACAUUGCUCCAGACUUUUGAUUUUGUUCCCAGUCAAGCACAAAAGACCUUGAUCUUCACCUGUUCUGAAGAGGAGACAGAAAUGGUGUCUAAGGUCAUAGAAUGCAAUUCAAUAUUUUGCCUGAAGAUGCAUUCGGGCUUGAUUUAUAACUUAAAGAGUGUUUUAGAACAGUGGAAAAAGAAGCUAAAUUCUGGCUCUCACAUUGCAUUAGCCUUAACAGAUAACUGCAUUCCUCUCUUGGCCAUCACUGAUGCUACUUGUGUGAUUCACUUCAGCUUUCCUUCCUCGCCAAAAAUAUUUGGUGGACGCCUAUAUUGCAUGUCUGAUCAUUUUCAGAGUUUAACUGAACAGGGAUUUUCUGCAGAACAAGGAGACAGGAAAACCAAAUCUGUCUUGCUGCUUACGGAGAAAAAUGCAUCUUACGCAGUUGGUGUUCUACACUACCUGGAGCGAGCAGAUGCCAAGAUUCCACCUGAGCUCUAUGAAUUCACUAAAGGACUCCUGGUAACCAAAGAAGAAAGGAAAGCAAGGAGGCCUCUUUGUCCAUCUCUUAAGUCUUUUGGUUUUUGCAAAAACAAAAGAACCUGUCCUGAUCGACACCAGAUUAACCCAGAAAUAGACAUGCCAAAGAACACCUCAAACCAAGCUCUUCCAAAAUUUGGAUACAUUAAAAUAAUUCCCUUUUAUAUUAUGAAUGCAACUAAAUUCCUUGGUCGUAUAAUCGAUAAACACGUGGAUCUUUAUGUAACUCUUAAUGCUGAAAUGAAUCAGUAUUUUGAAGAUUCCAGUAAUAAAACAGUUGUUGAAAAGGUGGAGAGAUUUGGAUUAUAUGGAUUGGCAGAAAAAGCAGUUUUUUAUAGGGUGCAGGUGUUGGAGAUGAGCCCGAAUGAAGACACCUGCAUACAGGACAAUGUCCUAGUCAAGUUUAUAGAUGAGGGCAAGACUGAGUUGGUCAAAAGAGACCAACUGCUACAACUCCCAGAACAUUUCCACACACUUCCCCCACAAGCUGUGGAGUUCAUUGUGUGCAGAGUAAAGCCUGCUGACGAUGAGGUUGAAUGGAACCCAAAGGUUACUAGAUUUAUUCAUCACAAAAUUAUCGGAAAAACUCAUGAUGCAAAAGUGAUACUGGCUUUGGGAAAUACAGUUUGGAUCGAUCCAAUGGUGCACAUCACAAAACUUUCAAACUUGAAAACAUCUAUUAUUGAUUAUAAUGUUCGAGCUGAAAUUUUGUCGAUGGGAAUGGGCGUUGAUAAUUCAGAGAACACAAUAGAACAAUUGGGAAAAUUAUACAAAGAAGCUAAAAUGCCAGACUUUGAAGAAUAUUUAAGCCAAAUCUCGCCUCCUGCUUCAGCAGAAGAUGUUGCUGAUCCUCAGAGCACCCAGCCAGAAGACAAGGACUCAGAAGGAGCCACUAACUCUGGGGCGGACAUACAGGACCACAAGCCUGAACCUUUACAUGAAAACACUAAAGGUGCUCCCAUGAGCAAGACGGCAGAGCCAGUAAGAAGCUUCCACCCCCACAUCAAAUGGUUCCAGAAAGAUGAUGUUGUCAUCCUGAAAGUAAAACUGAGAAAUGUGAGAGAUUAUAAAUGUAAAUACUUUCAAGAUAGAGUUGUUUUCAGUGCCUGGGUGGAAGACAGAUUUUACUUGGCUGACAUGGCACUCCAGGGCAACAUCAUAAUGGAUGACUCCAAAUGCCUUAUUAGAGAUGAGGAGCCUGUAAUCACGCUUGCGAAAGAGAAUAGGGAAUCCUGGUGUAGCUUACUCAAACAGAAGAUUCCUAAUGUGACCUUUGACUUGAUCACUGGGAAGAAUGCGAAGAGGGAAAACCACUUCUCCAAGGUCGUGCAUUCGAAACCCUUGUCCUUCAAAGUGCCAGAGGUAGUUGAGGACAGUGAAAGCACGUCAGAAGAGGAUGAAAGUAUGAGUGAAUGAGAACCAGAGUCCUGACGGGGGCUGGAGACUGCAUGGAAUGAUGA
Messenger RNA from Suncus etruscus (white-toothed pygmy shrew), 3956 nucleotides. RefSeq names its product tudor domain containing 12 (gene TDRD12). Lineage: Eukaryota; Metazoa; Chordata; Mammalia; Eulipotyphla; Soricidae. Gene Ontology annotation, biological process: transposable element silencing; germ-line stem cell division. Gene Ontology annotation, molecular function: nucleic acid binding; metal ion binding; ATP binding. The record is from RefSeq and is a predicted model, not a curated record.